Zychaea mexicana is the source of this 654-nucleotide messenger RNA. RefSeq lists its product as uncharacterized. The transcript is spliced from 4 exons. Lineage: Eukaryota; Fungi; Mucoromycota; Mucoromycetes; Mucorales; Lichtheimiaceae. Bases 1 to 654 code for a protein of 217 amino acids. The record is from RefSeq and is a predicted model, not a curated record.
AUGCUUUCUUUGGCAUCCAUUGUCACCACGGCUGCGCCUGUGACACAAGAAAAACGCGGAUUAAAGAGCUGCUACAAGCACGCCACAUUGACUCAAUAUUGGAUUCCCAAGGAGGGUGACAAGGAUGAAGACAAUGAUGGUCACUCGGUAUCUCUUACGGGCCCAAAGACUAAAACGCUCAAGACCUCGAGCGGAAAGAAAAUUGCCAAAGUAUCCAAGACGACUUAUGAGAAAUUCCAAAUGGAAGGCACCGGCUUGUUAAAGAACGGUGAGAUGGUCAACUUGGAUGACAGCAAGGACGACUUUAUGGAAGUGAACCGUAAAAAGGAUCCUUUCGGUAUUGGCGAAGACGACGAUGUAGCUCUGGAACCCUGGGUUAGUGUCGCUUCUAACGACUUGGAUCGUGGAACAACGCUUUAUAUCAAGGAUUUGGACGGUGUUAAGCUGCCUGAUGGCAAGACUCACAAUGGCUGUGUACGCGUUGACGACGAAGGCUGGAGCUUUGAUGACUGUCAACUGGACUUUUUCGUUCUUAGCUAUCAAGACUACAAGAAGUUGGACGACAAGAUUGGCGAAAAAGUGUCCGUUGAAAAGAAAAAGUGUAAAGUCCAAGACUACGUGACAAAAAAAACCAAGAAAUGGGCUGUUUUGUAG